AUGGACACCUUGAUGAUGGCGCUGAGGGAAGUAAUCCAAAAAAUCAGUUCGUACCAAAUGAAAUAUAGCAUAAACCUGAAUGAAUUUCACAACCUUCUUUUUAUAAUUUCUAUUCUGUUCGGUUUGGCAUUUCUUUUUUAUCUUAUCGUAAUACUGUGGAGCAUUUUUUUUAAAGAAUCCAAACCAAACAAAAUAGUUUUACUCUUGGGUCCAUGUGACAGUGGGAAGACGACUUUCCUAUUCAAAUUAAGAACAGACAAAUUGUGUACAACAGUUCCUUCUAUGAAAGAAAAUGUAGCGUUCAUAAAUUUGAAGAAUAACAAGUGGAAAAAGUGCAUUCGCUUUGUGGACUACCCUGGACACCCCAAACUGUCAUUCGGCCUAAAUAAGUAUUUCAACAUCACCAAUGUUAUCAUCUACAUUUUGGACUGCUCGGAUCGACAGGCUCUCAAAGUCGUUGCGGAGAAACUGUUCGAGCUGUACACAAACAAAGUUGUCGUGAAAAAGCAAAUCCCUCUCAUCAUAUUUUGCAACAAGACCGACUUGUGCAACUCGAGGCCGAAGCAAGUUAUUAAGGAGGACUUGGAGAGGGAAAUCGAAAUUUUAAAAAUGUCAAAAUAUAACAGUCUGGAUGAUGACUACAACGACGAGACCGAAUGUUUAAUGGGCACCAACUCGGAAUUCUUCCGAUUUGAAAAGGCACCAUGUCAUACGGAAAUUUGCAGUGGAUCUGUAAAGAACAAUAAUAUUGAAGAAGUGGUGGAACUUGUAAAGAAAUUUUACUAA
Messenger RNA from Plasmodium knowlesi strain H, 786 nucleotides. RefSeq names its product signal recognition particle receptor subunit beta, putative. The coding region runs from base 1 to 786 and encodes 261 amino acids. Lineage: Eukaryota; Apicomplexa; Aconoidasida; Haemosporida; Plasmodiidae. The record is from RefSeq and is a predicted model, not a curated record. Gene Ontology annotation, cellular component: cytoplasm. The transcript has 4 exons. Gene Ontology annotation, molecular function: GTP binding. Gene Ontology annotation, biological process: vesicle-mediated transport; intracellular protein transport.